Messenger RNA from Coffea eugenioides, 927 nucleotides. RefSeq names its product calcium-binding protein KIC. The transcript has a single exon. Gene Ontology annotation, molecular function: calcium ion binding. Lineage: Eukaryota; Viridiplantae; Streptophyta; Magnoliopsida; Gentianales; Rubiaceae. Bases 352 to 726 code for a protein of 124 amino acids. The record is from RefSeq and is a predicted model, not a curated record.
UUACUAGUUACUACUAGUAACCACCAGUGUGUGUGUGGAAGUCGCAUUGCUGUCAUUUGUUUAGGCUCAACUCAACAGUAGUUGGAUUGCGUAGCACCUCCACCAAUUUUCCUCCAUUCCUUGACAAACUCCUCCCCCUUUUUCUUUGUAAAUGUUGCUAGUAUAAAGUAGUACUAGUACUAAAUAGUUCCAACAAACUCCCCUUCUUCCUCAGGCUAUCCGCCAGCAGUAUUGUCCAACACUUGUGGUGGGGGGGGGGGGGGUCACCAAACUAAAAUAACUAAGAUUUUUUUUUUUUUUUUGUAUGCGUUGAAGAAAGAAGAAACUGAAGAAGGGCUUUCGAGAGGAGGAAUGGAAAAUAAUACCAACUCGGGAAUAACGGAGUCAACCGAAUAUGAAGACUUGUUGCCUGUGAUGGCGGAAAAGCUAGACGUGGAUACGUUUGUGGGGGAACUUUGUGGAGGGUUCGGGCUUCUGGCAGACACAACAAGCGGCCUGAUCACAUCGGCCAGCCUGCGCAACAACUGUGCCCUCCUGGGCAUGGAAGGACUGAGCAGAGAGGACGCAGAGGCUAUGGUGAAAGAAGGAGACCUGGAUGGAGAUGGAGCCCUCAAUCAGACAGAGUUCUGCAUCCUCAUGGUCAGACUUAGCCCGGGGAUGAUGCAAGAUGCUGAGGCCUGGCUUGACAAGGCAAUUGCUCAAGAGCUGGGACACGCCUCCGCUUAGUCUCCUGCAACUUCCAAACUACUCAAAUUCAUUUACUUGAUUAAUUUACCUACUACUGGCUACUGCUGCUUCCAUGUAUGUACUAUUUGCCUUGGCCUAUACUAUAUACGCCAUGAUGAUGAUGCACCUUAAUCAUUCACAACAGAAGCUUGUGUUGUUCAUGAUAAUUUAACAACUUUCUGAAUUUCUUCUAUUUAAAAA